AUGCUCCUUGAAAAAGCGCUUUUCCUCUUUGAAGUUGAAGCAAAGAAGAAGAACCUGAUACCAGCUGAUGGAAAGGAGGAAAUUCCUCGGCCAGGAACAUAUGGUUUAGAUGCUGACGAAGGCGUAGAAGAAGAGGAAGGAGAUGAGGAAAAGGAGAAAGGAUAUAACGCGGACACUGAUGAGCUGGAGGGACACUAUGAGGCAGAGUACGCUGAAGUGGACCCUGAAUACGAGCUAACCAAUGAACCCAACUUGAAUGAAGGUGGAAUCAGUGAUCAAACCAAACUUGGGGAUCCACCAAAUACUCUCCCUGAAGAAGGGAACGGCAGAACAGAAAAUGGUGAAAAGGAUGUUUCAGCACUGGAGUCACUAAAAGAGAGAAUAGAAGAAACUAAGAAAUUUAUCGAAAUGGAAAGAGAAUACGCCAAGAAAUCUAUUCCAAAAGUCUCAGAAAAGAACGACGUUAGUGAAAGGAAACCUAUUAAGGAAACGAAUAAGACAGGUCAACUGCAGUUGUUCAAGAAAGUGUUCCAAGCCUGA
Messenger RNA from Homalodisca vitripennis (glassy-winged sharpshooter), 540 nucleotides. RefSeq names its product neurofilament medium polypeptide-like. The record is from RefSeq and is a predicted model, not a curated record. Bases 1 to 540 code for a protein of 179 amino acids. The transcript is spliced from 3 exons. Lineage: Eukaryota; Metazoa; Arthropoda; Insecta; Hemiptera; Cicadellidae.